UGAGCGUCGCCAGCUCCUCUCUGGAUCCGAGAGGGAAGUUCAGGAGCAGGAGAAGGAGAAGGAGAAGGAGAGAGACAAAAAAGGGGGGAAAAAAAAAAUCAAGAGAAGAGGUGGAAAGCUGGCAGGAGUGCUGAGUUCCAGGUGGGCUUUUCAUUUGCCUGAGCUGUUGCCGGAGGAAGCAGUCUGGAAACCAGUACUGAGAUGUUGUGAUUUUAAAUUGUCAGCUGCUAAAGAAACAAUUGUGACGACUGAAGAAAGAAAACUUCUCAUGCUAUUUUGUAUGUUUGAGGUUUCCUUUUGCUAAAGCUGAGUCCUCGUCUUUUGAAUCAGUUCACUGCUGCUUGCAGCUGCAGACCUUGCUUUGGAAGCACAUUUCUGCAUGCUUGUGUUUGUGCCAUUUAUUUUUCACAAUGACGAUGGCAAGCUUGUUCUCCUUUACUAGCCCAGCUGUAAAACGGUUGUUGGGCUGGAAGCAAGGGGAUGAAGAAGAAAAAUGGGCAGAGAAAGCAGUUGAUGCUCUAGUAAAAAAAUUGAAGAAGAAAAAGGGGGCCAUGGAGGAUUUGGAAAAGGCAUUGAGCAGUCCAGGUCAACCAAGCAGAUGUGUUACCAUCCCACGAUCUCUAGAUGGGCGACUUCAGGUAUCUCAUAGGAAAGGCCUGCCUCAUGUCAUUUAUUGCCGUGUGUGGCGAUGGCCAGAUCUUCAAAGUCAUCAUGAGCUGAAGCCAUUAGACAUUUGCGAAUUUCCGUUUGGAUCGAAACAGAAGGAAGUUUGUAUCAAUCCUUAUCAUUAUAAGCGAGUGGAAAGUCCUGUUCUGCCUCCAGUUUUGGUUCCAAGACACAGUGAAUUCAACCCACAGCAUAGCCUUCUGGUCCAGUUCAGGAAUUUGAGUCAUAAUGAACCGCAUAUGCCGCACAAUGCCACAUUUCCAGAUUCCUUCCAACAACCAAAUAGUAAUCCAUUUCCUAUUUCACCGAAUAGCCCGUACCCUCCAUCUCCUGCAAGCAGCACCUACCCUAGUUCACCAGCCAGUUCUGGACCAAGCAGUCCUUUCCAGCUGCCAGCUGAUACACCUCCACCUGCUUACAUGCCACCAGAAGAGCAGAUGAAUCAAGACAGUACACAACCUAUGGAUACUGGAAAUGUCAUGAUGACCUCCAGCAUACCCAAUCUGCCCAUUAUAUCCACUCGAGAUGUUCAACCUGUUGCUUAUGAAGAGCCUAAGCACUGGUGUUCCAUUGUGUAUUAUGAGCUAAACAAUAGAGUUGGAGAAGCUUUCCAUGCCUCCUCCACCAGUGUUUUAGUGGAUGGCUUCACCGAUCCAUCUAACAACAAAAAUCGUUUCUGCCUUGGUCUUCUUUCCAAUGUAAAUCGCAACUCUACUAUUGAGAACACUAGGCGGCACAUUGGUAAAGGUGUCCACCUAUACUAUGUGGGAGGUGAAGUCUAUGCUGAAUGCCUUAGUGACAGCAGCAUUUUUGUCCAAAGUCGAAAUUGCAACUAUCACCAUGGUUUUCACCCAACCACUGUCUGUAAGAUACCUAGUGGUUGCAGCCUAAAGAUAUUCAACAACCAAGAAUUUGCCCAGCUUCUUGCUCAGUCUGUAAAUCAUGGCUUUGAAGCAGUCUAUGAACUUACCAAGAUGUGUACCAUUCGUAUGAGCUUUGUUAAGGGUUGGGGUGCAGAAUACCACCGGCAGGAUGUAACUAGUACACCGUGUUGGAUAGAAAUUCAUCUUCAUGGUCCACUUCAGUGGCUAGACAAAGUUCUUACCCAGAUGGGCUCUCCUCAUAAUCCUAUCUCUUCUGUAUCUUAACAGCAAAAUAUAAUUUAAGGCUCUGGAAAACACCAGAGGGGGGGAACUUUAUUUAAACUGGACACUGUGAAAGAUCUACUGGACAAAGAAAAUUUAAAAACAUACUUCAAAUGGCAAUCUUUCAAAUUUUCUGACCAAUCAUUGGUUGCUUUACCAUACUCACUAAUUAUAUAUUGAGUAGUAUUUAUAGUUUUUGUCAUCUGCUUAUAUGUAGCUGCUAAUAUAACAAAACUAUUGAUGGAUGUCUUUAGAAUCUUUGUGAUACUUUCAAUCUGAUCUGAUUGCUUCCAGCAUUUUGCUUUAGCGUGACGUUCAUGUGUAUUGAAUGAGCUGUUAUGAACAUUUAUAGGUGGCUAAUUAUAGGCAGUAAAACUAGAAUCUUAAGUUUUAGAAUGGUGAUGCUAAUGAGAUGUACUUUUCAAAGUUACAUCGGCAUCUCAGCACAGUUUUCUUUUUAAUACUGUUCUUACCACAGAUUUUACAAUUCCAGGUAAAUUAGCCAGUGCAGUUUCUGAUCAAGAAAUUUAUCAGCUCAGAAUACUUUUAACAUUAUUAACACAUCCAUUAUCUCAGAAACCUGUUCUGAGUAUUGAUUUUGAAACAUUUGAACUAUUCAUUAUAUUUGUCAUCUUAUAGAUGUAAAUUGCAUUAAGUAUUGGAACAAGUCUUAAGUUUUGUAUUAUAUACUCACGAGUUUCUUCAAGUUGUAUGAUAGUAUGUAGAAUUAAUUGGCAACAGGCUUCAUAGUGAGACUAUCUCUAGCUAUUGAUAAUCUGUGUGUGCUACUGUAGGACUUAUUUGAUCCCUAGAGCAAGAACAGUGCUGGUGGACCUAAGAAUGCGACUUAUCAAGCAGUGUGUGUUCAUUGCAUCAUAACUAUUCAUAAAUGCAAGCAUUUCUGCUGUAGUGCAGAUGCGGCAGCUUUCAAACUUGCAUGCAUUAAAAGCUUUUUAAAAAAAGGCGCUUCUUACCCGUCUGUUCCUAGCAAUAGAUUAUGUGAGAGAAAACUGCGAUUAGUGUAGGUCAAAUGAACAUCUGCCUAAUUUGGAGUUCAUUCUGCACCAGAUAAGCCAAAAUUAUGUUGCUUCUGUUUGUAAUGCCUGAGUACCUGAUAUUUACAUGAACUGUAGUUUAGGAAAAUGGAUUGCAAUCUGGUAUGUAUAUAUUAAUUUGUCAAAAUAAUCUGGAGGGAAACUACAUUAUAACUACUCAUCGCUUUGACAUUUGGAAGAUAUAUUUCACAAAAAGCAGCAAAAGAAACAAAGUAUGUUGUUGCAAGCUAUGGCAUUCCUUUCACAAAUAGUACUUCCCAUUGCAGAUGAAUGCUGCAGGCAGGAACUCAGCAUAACGUUUGUUUCUGCUUAGGUCUUUGUGAAACCAGGAGUACCUCUUUUAAGUUGUAUGAAUCAUGUUUUGCUAUUUUUUAAAAUAUUUUUUCCUUGUGCUUGCAUUUUCAGCACUAAUGGCAUUGAAAAUUCCCAACUACACGGCAUAAGCUAGUAAAUCCUGAAUAAUGGGGUUAUGCAUUCAUUGUAUUUGUAUACACAAUAUUAACAGUCAUAUUUGUAUUUACUGUGUUUCAAUAAAUUUGUUUAGAUCAUGUCCAAGAAUUGCAAAUUGUUUUCUAAACAGCUAACGUUUGGACAGAAUGUACAGAGUUGGUAAAUUUGGGAAAUGUCCUUGCAUCUCUUAAGAUGAUCUCAGUUUUGGAUAUCCACAUUUGUGAAUCAGAAGCUGAAUAGUAUUAAUGUGAAAUACUGUUGAAUUAUAAAUUGGAGGAUGUGACAUUCUCACCUUGUAAAAUUAGCUUUUCUCGUUUAAAGUUUGGGAGAAGAUUUUGUAGCUCGGGUGCUCAUUGUUGUGGUUCUGUUCGCCGAGCUGGGAAUUUGUGUUGCAGACGUUUCAUCCCCUGUCUGGGUGACAUCUUGUUUAAAGAUGGAAAUAUGGAAAACAAAUGGUCAUUAAUAGCUGGAAAGUAAAUGCUGAAAGUUUUGUCCCCUUAGCCUUCCUUUCCCUUGCAAUCCUUUGUUUACUAAUUUGCAAUUUGUUAGAAGAUAGGGAAUAAAAUGAGAUUGACCGUAUCCUAAAUAAAUAGGAUUUUUGCUGUUACCAUCUGAUAUUCUUUACUAACCUUUUUCAUUUUUAUGUUUUGGUCCUUUAUGGCAGUCCUAAUUGCUUUGUUGUUCAUGUACAUCUGCAUUUUUAUAUUUGUGAAUCUGCCAUUGCUUACUCCUUAUUUUAUGCACAGGAAUCAUGGGAAGGUUUGAGUCCACAGAGCAUGGAUAUUUCUGUGUACUGCCAAAUUUCUCGAAUAAAGCCGAUGUCUAUUAA
Molecule: messenger RNA, 4145 nt
Organism: Hemiscyllium ocellatum (epaulette shark)
Lineage: Eukaryota; Metazoa; Chordata; Chondrichthyes; Orectolobiformes; Hemiscylliidae
Gene: smad5
Product: SMAD family member 5
Exons: 7
Coding region: 411-1814 (467 amino acids)
Biological process (GO): BMP signaling pathway; regulation of transcription by RNA polymerase II; SMAD protein signal transduction
Cellular component (GO): heteromeric SMAD protein complex
Molecular function (GO): DNA-binding transcription factor activity, RNA polymerase II-specific; I-SMAD binding; RNA polymerase II cis-regulatory region sequence-specific DNA binding
Source: RefSeq, a predicted model, not a curated record